AUGAUUGGCUCUUCAUGUUUAGAAAAGGAUUCAAGUUGUUUGGAAUUUUCAAGUGAAGAUGAAGCUUAUCAUGACGGUGAUGAAACUAGUUUUACAUUUGAUCAACAUUUUCAAUUUUCAUAUUGUUUAAAUUCCGAUCAUUCCAUCAGUGAUAGAGAUGAAUCAUUAGAGAGUGGUAGUUCCGAUCGGAGGACUCAAUUGCAGCCAAGCUUUUUGAACAUUAAAUUACGAGUGUUUAUUUCCAAACACAUCAAACACACUGGAACACAUUUGUGGAAUUGUUCUGUAUUAUUGGCAAAUUAUUUUCUUCAUGAGAUGACUCGAACCGAUCAUUCGGAAUUGUUUGAAGAUGAUGUAUUAUUGCCUGUAAUGAAGAAGCCUCUCACGAUAUUGGAAUUAGGAUGUGGAUUAGGGCUUCCUUCAAUUUUAAAUUGUAAAAUCAAUGAAAGAAAUCGAUCGAUAAUGACCGAUUUGAACACUUCAGAUUUUGAAGAACGAUGUUUAACACAAUGCAAAUUGAACUCCAUUUCACAAAAUCAAUAUAGAAUUAUACCCUUGGAAUGGGGUUACGAUUUUACCAGUGUUUUGAAAACAAGUAUGGCGGAAAAUAUUGAUCUCAUUAUUGCCACUGAUUGUCUCUAUGACAAAAAGUUGUACGACAAUUUCUUUUCGACCAUUUACUUUUUGAAAACAUUGUUAAAGAAACCAAAGCUGCCCUUACUGCUUGCUCAAUACAAGAGAAAUGAGAGUGACAACAUUACAUUUCAGUUGAAACGAUGGAAUUUAUCUGCAAGGGCUCUGAAUUGGCAGGAAACAAUCGAUCUUCAACGUUAUUUAACACUCAUGAAUGCUACUGAUAGUAAUGAUCAGGAGAAUUUAGAAAAGCAAUUCUUUGAGCUGUAUGAAGCAACACAAAUUGUUUUAAUAAAGUAA
Naegleria fowleri is the source of this 933-nucleotide messenger RNA. RefSeq lists its product as uncharacterized. The record is from RefSeq and is a predicted model, not a curated record. The coding region runs from base 1 to 933 and encodes 310 amino acids. The transcript has a single exon. Lineage: Eukaryota; Heterolobosea; Eutetramitea; Acrasida; Naegleriidae.